Molecule: messenger RNA, 2800 nt
Organism: Puntigrus tetrazona (Sumatra barb)
Lineage: Eukaryota; Metazoa; Chordata; Actinopteri; Cypriniformes; Cyprinidae
Gene: bach1b
Product: BTB and CNC homology 1, basic leucine zipper transcription factor 1 b
Exons: 5
Coding region: 160-2106 (648 amino acids)
Biological process (GO): regulation of transcription by RNA polymerase II
Molecular function (GO): DNA-binding transcription factor activity, RNA polymerase II-specific; protein binding; RNA polymerase II cis-regulatory region sequence-specific DNA binding
Source: RefSeq, a predicted model, not a curated record
UUUUUUGGCAGAAGUCACAUGACACCAGAGUGACACACAAGCGCCUCCUUAUUUUGAUAGUUACAAGUGAGCGCUUUAAACAAGCCUAGUUAGUAUGUAGUAUCAAAUCCAUCAAACUUUUUUCGCUCUCUCUCCGGUGAUAUGACAGAUUAACUCAGCAUGUCGGUGGAAAACUCCAAGUCGUUUAAGUUCACCUUCCAGUCGUCUGUGCACAGUUCCCACGUCCUGCAGUGUCUGAAUGAGCAGAGAAAGAAGGAUCUUCUGUGUGACGUGACUGUUGUGGCCGAGACCCAGAGUUAUCGGGCCCACCGGGCAGUCCUGGCGUCCUGCAGUGAUUAUUUCAGCGCUCGUUUGUCCAGUCAUUCACCUGAAGGAAUUAUCCUAAACCUUCCUGAUGAGGUUUCCUCUGAGGGAUUUGAACCCUUGCUGGACUUUGCCUACACCUCAAAACUCAUCUUCACCAAAGAGAACGUGCUGGAAAUCCGCAACUGUGCCUCUGUUCUUGGUUUCAAGAACUUGGACAAAGCCUGCUUUGACUUCCUUCUCCCCAAGUUCUUUGACAGCAGCAGAAAUGCAUCCAAAGUCCAGAGAAAGUGCUGCAAAACCAAAUGCUGCAAAUCACGAGGGGCUGAAAUCAGCUCGGUCGAUGGGCAUGACACUGUCGAUGAAGACAAAUCAUUACUUCAGCCCUCUCAGUUGCAGCUUGAAGUCAAAGAGCCAUCUUGUCCUCCCUCGGUGGCCAUCGAGGACGUCGGAAAAAGCUGUCACGGCCAGGAAGACACCGAUUACUCCUUUCUGUGCCCAAAGUACCGGAAGUUUCAAAUAGCUUGCGGGAAAGAGCGAUCCUGUCUGGAUGCUUGCGACUCAAAACCCAUGUCCCUUGACAAGACAGAAGAAUGUCCUUUAAACUGCCUGCCUUGCUCAAGCAAUGAAGACGGCAAGGAGAUGUUAUCGUGCGAAAAGACACCUGAAGAUUCUCCUCUGCCUGAAUGCUGUCCCCUGAAUCCUGGUCCUCGCACGGGCCAGCCGUUACUCGCCAUCUGUAACGAGUCUACGCAAUCCGUUUGCGACUCGGGACCGGAGGAUGCUGUGAGGCCGUACGCGGAGCUCAAAGCGGACCGAUGCGGUGAACAGAGGAGCUCGGAGGAAAUAGAGGUGGCCAAACAGCUCACGUUCUGGCCGGAUUCGUGCCAGGCGUCUCGCUCUGACCUGGGCUUGGUGACGAAACCCUUGAAUCUCAACUGUCUGAAAAGCUGCCACCCGGACCCCAGAGCGGUGGAGUGUCCGUUCCUGCAGAACUUUGGCGCGGUGGGAGCUCACCUGUACGAUGGAGAGGGGGGACCCACUUCACAGGGCAGUCCGUACGUGCCCUCCAACCAAUCAGGGGAGGACUCUGAUAGCUUUGACACGGAGGGGGACAGCGAGUCCUACAGCAGUGAACGAGUGUGUGAGAUGGCGCUGCCGCUCUCGGUGGAUCAGAUCGUGUCUCUGAGCAGGAAUGACUUCCAGCAGAUGCUGAAGCAGCAGUGUUUAACACGGGAGCAGCUCGAUGUUGUGCAUGACAUCCGCAGAAGGAGCAAAAACAGGAUUGCAGCCCGGCGCUGCCGCAAGCGGAAACUGGACUGCAUACACAACCUGGAGUGUGAAAUCGUCAAACUGAGAAGCGAGCGAGAGAAGCUGACAGCUGAAAGGAUAAAGCUGAAUCAGAUGAAGAUGAAGGCCUGGGAGAGUUACUCCGGCUUGUAUGAGAGGGUCUGUACCGAAGCCUCCCUCAGACCCGAUCAGCUUCAGGUGCUGGCCAAAUAUUCCUCUCCAGACUGCCCGCUGUCUGCCUUCCUGUGCCCCUCUCAAGACCUCUCUCAGAGUCCCCAGGCUUCGGACCCCUCCACGCACACCUGUUGCCCCAGAGCCAAACCACCGAUUAAUUCCUCAACGGAAAAUACCGUUGCACAGUCAAGCUCGCAGAACCUGUUACCUCUCAGGGUCUCCGAAGCUCCGUCACACACCUGUCCCCCUGACGCCUCGCCGCUGGACUGUAGUUCGGUGGUGAAACUCGCCACCGAGCUGCUCAUCGGCGGCCACGAAACGGACCAACUGCAAAAUUAAGCACGUUGGUUGAAGGAAGGACCACAGGAAAUCACUGAAAGACUUUAAUUAUUUACUAAAGGUGCAUUUAACAAACGUGACAUCACUACUGUCCUCGUCUGAUUGUAGGUUGUGCGUUAUAUUUUAUUUUUUUACUCGGACCCUUUAAGAAUUAGCAUUAAGCUUGUGUCGGUCAGUGUUUAAUGAAGUAUUCCUUUACCUGCCUAAAAUGGUAAUUUAUAGUCUAAACACAGGUGUCCCCGAACAUCCUCGCAUUCUGAUGGAAUCGACCUCAACUCACGGGAUCAUUUCUGGACUUACAACACAACGAACCUCAUCUCACAGCUCAGUAAUAACCUCUUUUUCUUCUCAGGGGACGUAAAGCUAUUGGACUACACUGUUUUCGCUGAAACUGUGACACUCAAAAUGUCUCGAAACUUUUUAGAAGAGACCACUGAAUCUGGGAAUCAGACUCUCAGGUGUUCAGAACUGCACAUAAUGUAGUUUCACUAAUGUUUUUUUUUUGGAAUUAAAAAUGUCCAAAUCCAUUUACAAGUAAAAAAAACGGUUUCGUUGUAUGUGUUGAUUUAAAUAAACAUCUCAUCUCGUUUCUUUUUAAGUUUAAUGUGAUAACACUUUAAUUAUUCCGCUCUGUUUUCUAGAUGCUUGGGACCAAAUUAUCAAAGCUUGAUAAUAAAUGACUUACAAAAAUUUG